Molecule: messenger RNA, 3041 nt
Organism: Molossus molossus (Pallas's mastiff bat)
Lineage: Eukaryota; Metazoa; Chordata; Mammalia; Chiroptera; Molossidae
Gene: ITPK1
Product: inositol-tetrakisphosphate 1-kinase
Exons: 10
Coding region: 115-1371 (418 amino acids)
Biological process (GO): inositol trisphosphate metabolic process
Cellular component (GO): cytoplasm
Molecular function (GO): inositol-3,4,5,6-tetrakisphosphate 1-kinase activity; inositol-1,3,4-trisphosphate 5-kinase activity; inositol-1,3,4-trisphosphate 6-kinase activity
Source: RefSeq, a predicted model, not a curated record
UCCGCGUCCCCGCCGCCGGGAGGAGGUGCCCGCACUCUCGCGGCGCGCGCCGGCCGCCAGACUCGGCCUGUGGGCGAUUUCCUCCGGACCCGAGCUCCCCGCCCGAGGAGGAAGAUGCAGACCUUUCUGAAAGGGAAGAGAGUUGGCUACUGGCUGAGCGAGAAGAAAAUCAAGAAGCUCAAUUUCCAGGCCUUCGCCGAGCUGUGCAGGAAGCGAGGGAUAGAAGUCGUGCAGCUGAACCUCAGCCAGCCCAUGGAGGAGCAGGGCCCCCUGGAUGUCAUCAUCCACAAGCUGACCGAUGUCAUCCUCGAAGCCGACCAGAACGACAGCCAGUCCCUGGGGCUGGUGCGCAGGUUCCAGGAAUACAUCGACGCCCACCCUGAGACCAUUGUCCUGGACCCCCUUCCCGCCAUCAGGACCCUGCUCGACCGCUCCAAGUCCUACGAGCUCAUCCGGAAGAUUGAGGCCUACAUGAAAGAUGACAGGAUCUGCUCACCGCCCUUCAUGGAGCUCACGAGCCUGUGCGGGGAGGACACCAUGCAGCUUCUGGAGAAGAACGGCCUGACCUUCCCAUUCAUUUGCAAAACCAGAGUGGCUCACGGCACCAACUCCCAUGAGAUGGCCAUCGUGUUCAACCAGGAGGGCCUGAGCGCCAUCCAGCCGCCCUGCGUGGUCCAGAAUUUCAUCAACCACAACGCCGUCCUGUACAAGGUGUUUGUGGUCGGCGAGUCCUACACGGUGGUCCAGAGACCCUCGCUCAAGAACUUCUCCGCAGGCACAUCAGACCGCGAGUCCAUCUUCUUCAACAGCCACAACGUGUCGAAGCCAGAGUCGUCGUCGGUGCUGACCGAGCUGGACAAGAUCGAGGGCGUGUUCGAGCGGCCGAGUGACCAGGUCAUCCGGGAGCUCUCCCGGGCCCUGCGGCAGGCGCUGGGGGUGUCUCUGUUCGGGAUCGACAUCAUCAUCAACAACCAGACCGGGCAGCAUGCUGUCAUCGACAUCAAUGCCUUCCCAGGCUACGAGGGCGUGAGCGAGUUCUUCACGGACCUCCUGAACCACAUCGCCUCCGUCCUGCAGGCCCAGAGCGCAGCCAGCGCGGGGGACGCGGCCCCACUGCGGCACAGCAGGCUCCUGGCGGAGCAGGCGGACAGCCUAGCGGGCGAGCGGACGUGCAGCGCCAGCCCCGGCUGCUGCAGCAGCAUGAUGGGCCAGGACCCGCCCUGGACCGCGGAGGCCGCGGGGGGCGGCGUGGGUGCGGGCGGCGCGGCCGCCAAGCUGCCCCACCAGAGACUCGGCUGCACCGCUGCCGUGUCCCCCAGCUUCCAGCAGCACUGUGUGGCCUCCCUGGCCACCAAGGCCUCCUCCCAAUAGCUACAGAGCCCAGGACCCAGAGGGCGGCGUGGGCCACGGAGCACAGCCACAGGGUGAGCGGCUCCUGGUGGUGACAUCCUAAGAAUUCCCAACGGUCUGAUUUUUUUUCCAAUGUUUAACCUUAUUUUCUGAUGUCAUUAUCUAAGUGUGGGAUUGGGGGGAAGACGGGAAAGAGCCCCAGUGGUCCGGCCUCCUGGAAAAGGGACACCUGCCUACUUCCUGCUGCGCAGAUCCACUGAGUUUACACACGCGUGUUUUCAACACUAGGUCUGAGUGUGAGGGGUGUGCCGUGUGGGUGCCGUGCGUGUGCGAGUGUGUGUGCACAUCCAUGUCUUGGUCUCGAUGGCUGCUGCGGACUGGGCCUUGGGACGCUGCAGGGGCCGCCUUGGUCCGGCUGCUGCCCUGAACAGCACGUGAACGGUUCCCCUUCUCCCUCCUCCCCUGGCCCCCGCCUGCCCCAGCUGGGACCCCUCCUGCCGGCCACCUCCUCGGCUUCGGAGGAGCGGGGCCUGAAACCCUGCCAGGUGCGCAGCUGCCCUUUCCUCCCGAAAGCAUCGCCCAGGAGGCGAGAGGCCGCAGCUACCGUGUGCUGGGGGCUUCCAGGCUGGGGUCUGGGCGGCUGCCACCGGCUUCCGUCUCCCGGGACGGAAGGGGAAGGAAGCUCCCAGCGGAGCCAAGGCCCUGGGUUCGCUGCCUCUCCGUGUUCAGCCUCCUGGAGCCUGCCCAGCCCCCCCACGUGUCCCACGCCGCCCUGCGAGGGCCCCUCCUUCCUUGACCAAACACUGCUGCUCCUGGGGGGGAGGCUGCCUGGUGGGGGGCCCGGCCGAUCCCGCCUGUGCCAAGGAUUUGUGCCGUGAUUUUGGGCAAAUCAUUCCUAGAGUUGCCGGCCUCUGCGACCUCAUUGAGACCAGAACUCAAGGGCGGGCUUGACGCCCCAGCCCCUGCCGUGCAGCCUGCUUUCCCAUGAAGUGACCCUGGGUGAACCCCCCUGACAUCGAGGCGACUGGGGCUCCUCUUCCCAGCAGGAGGAGGCCACCCAUGGGCUUCGGUCCCGUUCACAUCCGCUUGGCCCACCCUCACUCAGAAGGCCCCUCCCGUCUUCAUGGCACUGAGCCAGCCAAGGGGGAGGGAGCGGCAGCCCCAGAAAUGAGAGAUCACGAUCCCCCCCUCUUAGAGUCACCCCGGCCCCUGGCGACAGCAGACUGACUGCCAGCUGGUUGUCACAUCCCAGGUCCAGGCAGGCUGGCAGCCCUCAGAGAGGGGGCCGGGGUGGGGCUCUGUCCUGGGUAGUGGGAGCCCCGGGAGGCGCACAGGAUGCUGAGCAUGAUCUCAGGUCGUAAGAUCCCGGUUGGCUCAGAGCAGAGGGCCCUGGGCUGUCCUGUGUGGUCCGAGGAGGAUGAAGAGGCCGCUGAGCUGGGGGUCCCCCCAGGCCUGGCUCGGCGGGGAGCGGGGUGGCUGCCAUCAGAACUGCCCGCUGACUAACCGCGUUUACACGACUUGCGUGUGGAGCCCCGAUUAUGUCUGUACGUCACCCUUCCUCGGCCGACCGAGCCCGGGGCGCGGGGAGCGUGACCGGCCUCUUGCACUGCUUUGUCUCCAGAAUAAACUACUGAAAUCAAACCACACUCCACCGGUGUCCGCAGUGUUGCCCAAAGCCUGUCACUCCCCGA